AAAAUGUUUUAUAUUGUUACAUUAUUUUGUGUCUUCUCAGUCUUGAUCGUCACCGUCAACUGUUUGAGUGUCAAACUGGCAAGCUAUGUGCAGAACUUCUUCACAGCAGCCAAACUUUUCAUCAUUCUUGUCAUAGUGGGAGCUGGCAUUGUUGUGAUGGCACAGGGAAAAACUGAGACUUUGUCAAAUGCAUUUGAUGGCACAUCAUCGUCUGUUGGAGCAAUCGGACUUGCAUUUUAUAAUGGGCUUUGGGCUUAUGAUGGAUGGAAUCAACUUAAUUGUAUUACAGAAGAGCUGAAAGACCCAUUCAGGAACUUGCCCCUUGCCAUCCUCAUCGGGAUCCCUUUGGUAUCUGUGUGCUAUGUGUUGGUCAACGUUGCUUACUUUACUGUUAUGACCACCACUGAGCUGCUGUUGUCUCCAGCUGUUGCUGUGACUUUUGGAGACAGAGUCCUUUACCCUCUGUCUUGGAUCGUUCCCCUCUUUGUUGUCUUCUCUACGUUCGGCUCUGCCAAUGGAAGCUGCUUCACUGCUGGCAGACUGGCCUAUGUAUCUGGUAGAGAGGGUCACCUGGUGAAAAUCUUAUCCUAUAUAAGUCUGAAGCACUACACUCCUUCCCCUGCUCUCAUAUUCAAUGGUGUUCUGUCUCUUUUCUACAUUAUCCCAGCAGAUAUCAACACCCUUAUUAACUACUUCAGCUUUGCUCAGUGGGUGUUUUAUGGUCUGACAGCUCUGGCUCUCAUAGUCAUGCGUUUCACCAGGAGGGAGCUCAAUAGACCAGUAAAGGUACCGAUUGUCAUACCAUGCCUAAUGGUCCUGGUGUCCUGCUACUUAGUCCUGGCUCCCAUCAUUGAUAAGCCAGAGCUGGAGUACCUCUACUGUACUAUCUUCAUCUUCAGUGGACUUCUCCUCUACUACCCUUUCAUCCACCGGAAGGUCAACUGGGCACGCAAACUCAUGAGGCCCAUCACCAUGCAUCUCCAGCUGCUGAUGGAAGUAGUUCCUCCUGAGAAAAUUGAAUGAGAAGGGACACAAUUGACAACCAGGUCAACUGCUGCUUGCCGUGAAACACGUCAAGCCUGGUUUUGGAAACAGUGGGCUAGAAAUUUGGUGCCCAGAGUGGGUCAGAGCCAAACAUCAGAGCCCACCUCUGUAGCUGUAUUACGAAAGUAAAAGGGGCUGCGUUGUGUUUAUGAACCCGUGUAUAAGGACAAAAGAUGUAAUCAUUUGUCAUUUGGGUUCAGGGAUGAAAAAAGAGGAUUCAUGUUUCUAGAGUAUAGGAAAGCCUCUGCUGUAAUUAAAAUGUACUUUGACAUAUAAAUAAAGGCGUAGAAGAGCUGGAUUGACCAUAUUCUCAUGAUGUCUUUCCCCUCAUGAAUAAAUAAAUCACUUACAAAAACCUUCCUGCUGUGAUGGUUAAGCUACAACUAAAGGAUGCUAGGUAGUAUUUUAACGUGCCAGCACUUAGGAAACAUUAACCAAUCAUAUUAAACAUUUCUUUAUGUAGUUAAUGUGCAAUAAUGUUUUUACUGGGCCAAAGAUCAUAUGACUAAGAGCUACUAGAGGAUUAAGAUAUGCAUGAAUCUGAAUUUGAGCAAAGGGAGCAAGGGAAAUGCUAAACAUUGUAAAUGCAUUGCGGGGACAACAUGAAGGCUCAGCAGAUCAUGCAACAAGAUGCAGAAACGUGUGUUUUUUUUCCACAUAAGAGUUUCUUGAAUGAUGUAUGCGCAUUAUUUAGUAGACUAAUGCUCUCACUCCUGUCUUUCACACUGGAUUAUAUUGGAACAGUGCUGCAUUGUGUUGGCUGGUGGUUAUUAAAUGUAUUGAUCUU
Messenger RNA from Micropterus dolomieu (smallmouth bass), 1831 nucleotides. Its product is annotated as b(0,+)-type amino acid transporter 1-like. Gene Ontology annotation, molecular function: L-amino acid transmembrane transporter activity. The coding region runs from base 4 to 1023 and encodes 339 amino acids. Lineage: Eukaryota; Metazoa; Chordata; Actinopteri; Centrarchiformes; Centrarchidae. The transcript is spliced from 9 exons. Gene Ontology annotation, cellular component: membrane. Gene Ontology annotation, biological process: amino acid transmembrane transport. The record is from RefSeq and is a predicted model, not a curated record.